Molecule: messenger RNA, 865 nt
Organism: Xiphophorus maculatus (southern platyfish)
Lineage: Eukaryota; Metazoa; Chordata; Actinopteri; Cyprinodontiformes; Poeciliidae
Exons: 5
Coding region: 29-865 (278 amino acids)
Biological process (GO): interleukin-15-mediated signaling pathway; positive regulation of ERK1 and ERK2 cascade; T cell activation
Cellular component (GO): membrane raft; external side of plasma membrane
Molecular function (GO): protein tyrosine kinase binding; MHC class II protein binding
Source: RefSeq, a predicted model, not a curated record
GGAACAAUGAUUUAAUACGGAGAUCAAAAUGUAUUUAGAGCUGUUUCUGAUGAUUACAGUUGCAGCAGCUGCAGGGCAACAAGCACCUGAGUUCCUGGUCAGAGUUGGUGAUGAAGUGACUUUGCCUUGUAAAGACGUGACUGAUGGUCAGAAUCAAUGUGACGGAACAACUUGGGUCUUAAUCCGUUCAAUGAAAACAGUGACGCUGUUUGAAGCUGGAAAGAUUAAUUUAACUACAUCAGACAGACUGAGUGUUACUGUUAACUGCUCUCUGGUCAUAAAGAAGGUCACCAUGGAGGAUGUUGGUCGUUACACCUGCAGCCAGUUAACAUCAGGACAACAAGGACCAAACUCUGUUUAUCUAACUGUUGUUCUCAUGACUGAACAGAAGAUCAAUAAUUCAUUCGUCUUAAGCUGCUCUGUGAUGGAUUAUGAAAUCCACAGACACACAGUGAAGUGGCUGCAUGAGGGGGAAGGAGAAACAUCCUCACAUAUAAAACUAUCACUGCCCUUCUAUCGUUCUGCUGCGGUACUGACAACUUCCCUUCAUCAAAACUCAACAUUUUUUAACUCAACAAAAUGUAACGUCACAAAUAUCUCAACUAAAGAAGUUCAGCUGUUCACCUUCAGCCGCCAGUCAACAGAUCAUAAAACUGAUCAUAAAACAGCUCAUGAUUCAGGUUUUCUACCUGUAUUGUACGUACUGAGAUGCGUUGUUGUGUCCGUGGGUUUGGCAGCGCUCCUUACAUCUGUUAUUACAAUCAACAUGAAGACAAAAAACAAAACGAUGGCAGUGUCAUGUAGAAGACGCUUCCUGUCAUUUUCUCAGGGCAAUGCUCCGACAAACCAAGAGGUGAAGGGUUAA